ACUUGGUAUUUAAGAACGUCAAUCACAAUGCCGAGAGAGAGAGGCCAAGCAGACUCAUCGAAUGUCUCAGCCUAGAUCAGUUUCAACUAUAAUCCACGGAGUAUCCACGGCCGAGCUUCGCCUCGCUGACGGGGCACGGCGAUUCUCUCUGCUCAGAACUUGGACUCGGCCCGCCAUGUCGGCUUCUCAGAUGAUGGGUUCGCCUUCCACGCCUCCCCCUCCGACUCUCCUGGCUCCUCCCCCUGGUUUUGCUGUGAAUCAGUCCCUUGCUCCGUCUAAACCCACAAAACUGCAGAGAAGGAAGGCAGUGUCGACCAAAUCCAAGAUGGCCCUCCUGAACAUCAAAUGGGUUCCCAUUGAUCCAGCACCGGCUUAUGAAAUGAUGUCACCAGGUCAUUCCAACGGUUCAACGGGCUCAUAUCCGUCCGGUGACUAUUCAUCAGACGUAGGAUUGCUGAAGGACCCGUAUGCUCUGACGCUGCAUUUCGUCACUGAUCCAGGAGGGGCUACCAAAACCAAGAACCUCAUCAAACCCCUCGUCAAAUGGUUUGACCCAUCUUUCAAACUCUUCAACAUAGCCGAGCGGAGCAAACCAAACGGCUUCCGAGGGAAUCUGAUCGAGAGGGACGUGUUCCCCGCCCUCUCCGUCGUGCUGUUUCUGAGCCACGCCGACGACGAUGGAGAGUCAGAAAACAGGAUCAUUGAAGCCCAGGGGUACCUGGCGAGGAAACCAUGGAGGUAUCACCACCACGCCCACACACCCAGUAGGGUCUAUCUCUGCGAACCGAAUAAUCUCAAUUUCUACACCACAGAGCAAGAAAUGCCCUUGUGGGGGAUUAGACAGGUCCAUUAUGGUAAAGAACACCUGAGAUUCAUGCUGUAUACUGGCCGUGAUACCUGGCAUGACAUGAUCCGAUUCUACUGCCUCUUGCUAGGCAGAGACGUCGAGUACCAAAAGAACGAUUUCUGUUACUUCAUCGUCCACGAAGCCAGUUGCAACAUGGAUGUCCAGUUUGCUUUGAAGAUCGUGCCUGAUGACUGUUCCUGUAAACCCCUCAACUCAGCGUUCCUGCAAUUUAAGGUGCUGGAGAUUGGGGACCUGGUCCCCUUGCUGCCCAAUUCUUGCUCUCCAAUCAGCCCUCAGAGGUGGCAGACGACGGAUCCAGACGGCAACGUCACCCUCCUGUUGGUUGCCAAGAGGAGCGUCAACAACAACCUGCCUCGGGUGAAGCCAAGGCGGCAUUCCAUCGACGCGUUACAGACCUUGCUGGCCCCAAAGGCGCUGAAGCCUAGGCUUGACGGGGCCAGGCUGCGGAUGGGGGUGACGUCACCAGGCCUCCCGGCCGUUGAUGACGACGAGGAGGAGGAAGAUAUGUCAUGUUAAACCGUGCACUGGGGGCGCCCUUCUUCAGCAUGCUGGCAGAGGGCGCCCUGGGUGAUAACUUGAGACAUUAUGCAAUGGAGGGACGUCCGCACAAGACAAGCGCUUAUCUACCCGUUGCCAUUCUAUUGGCCACGCUGAUUUUAUAAUACUCUGUGCAUUAUCCCGGAGCAUUAUGACAAUCAGAUGUGGAGGUUACUAUAUAUAUCAUUAAUGCCAAUUAUUCUUGUACUAGCACAGAAUUUGUUGUUUGGUUAUCAAUUUGAAUACAAUUAUGGGUGUCCGUAGUUAAUUCUAUGGUUCUCGUUUCCAGCCGACCCUUAUGUUUGACUCCAACCGAGGGAAGAAGUCAUUCUAUGUGGGCCGACCCUGUCUGGAAUUUCCCACCGAGAAAAAAAAAGAAGGAAACAAAUUUAAUCUGAAGAAUUUCAGGAGAUCAAUCAAGUAAUUCUUUACCUCCAGUUUCAUUUUCCCCGACCAGCCUACCGGCCUCUCCGCAACUUGAGGUUAAAACAAUACGAGAACCAUGGAAUUGAAGUGAGAUGGCCCCAUGAAACAAGUUUUUUGAAGGAUUUAGAAGGAUGAUUAACAAGAGGGGUUUAAAAGACUGAACCCUCAGACUUCGGACUGUCAUGACGUUACAAGAACAGUAACACCAUCCGCGACCCAAACAGACAAAUUAAUAGAGAAAGGUUAGACAGACGUAGAGAAAGCACAACAUAUAUAGUACGAACCUGUAAAAUUACGCGGGGUGUUAAUAUAACUAACCUGCUUCUUAAUAAGCGGAAAUAGGUCGAUCAUGUAGUUGGUGCGUGAACAGAUUUCUUUGUCAUCGCGGCACCAUGUUUAUCAUGCAUCCCUUCUUACAGCCCAAUGUCUUUCACAAUUUUGGGGUAGUAUUUAUAGACCAGACAUCUUGAUUUCAUUUACAAUAAGAAGGCGAAGUGACAAUCUUAUCAAGAACAAGUAACUAACCCUUUAAAUCUAUGCUAAGGCGAAUAUGUUUAAUACCCAUUCUUUUCACGAACUUUAUAAUUUCCCUCAGUGACCACAAUCAGGACAACAGCGCCCUCUUAAGAGAUCAAAAGGAUAAUCUGCUUCCUCUCUGUUUAUUUGUACAUGUGGGGCGCAUUAUUUGCGUACCCAUGGGGAAACAAAGGAAUCUGUUAGACUGAAUUUUAGUCUGUGUCGAAGGAAAAAGUGAAUACUUUAUACACAUAGAAGCAUUUGUUUCAAUCAUGUUGUUUCUCCACAUUUUGACUAAGUAUACCUUUUACUUAUUAGUUCUUAACAAUCGUACACCUGUUAGCGUUCUCAUCUUUUCGAAAUUAUGCAAACUGAAAAUAAAUGAAUCUGCAGCUUCUAUUUACGUUUUUUUGCUCGUUCAUUUCAAGAUUUCAAAGAGGCUGUGGAAGCAUAUUCUCCAGUUGUAUACAUGUCCCUAUAGAUACGUCGAUAUCUUGAACUCAGUUAAAGUG
Molecule: messenger RNA, 2859 nt
Organism: Acanthaster planci (crown-of-thorns starfish)
Lineage: Eukaryota; Metazoa; Echinodermata; Asteroidea; Valvatida; Acanthasteridae
Gene: fam124b
Product: family with sequence similarity 124 member B
Source: RefSeq, a predicted model, not a curated record